Molecule: messenger RNA, 3106 nt
Organism: Nycticebus coucang (slow loris)
Lineage: Eukaryota; Metazoa; Chordata; Mammalia; Primates; Lorisidae
Gene: GUF1
Product: GTP binding elongation factor GUF1
Exons: 16
Coding region: 153-2054 (633 amino acids)
Biological process (GO): positive regulation of translation
Cellular component (GO): mitochondrion
Molecular function (GO): GTPase activity; GTP binding; mitochondrial ribosome binding
Source: RefSeq, a predicted model, not a curated record
CGGAGCCGCUGGUUGGUCAGCUGUCCUCAGCUCUGGAUCUUCUCCGCCUUCGCCGGCGUGUUUCAAUCUUGGCGGCUGGGCCCUAAGGAGACUGUGGGCUAUGUCACUGUUGUGUUUCAGGACCCUUUCUUGACGUCUUCUCCGCCUGGAGCAUGUGGAUCCUGGUCGGUCGGAGCUGGGGGCGCGGACUUGCCCUCGCGCCGUGGGCCUCAGGGGCUGCUCAUCGGCGCCUUCCGGGGCCCGGGUCGUGGACUGCCGACAGGUUCUACAGCUCUGCAGACCUCAAGGAAAAACUUGACAUGUCUAGGUUUCCUGUUGAAAAUAUCAGAAAUUUUAGUAUUAUUGCACAUGUGGAUCAUGGCAAAAGUACUUUAGCAGACAGACUCCUAGAACUAACAGGGACAAUUGACAAAACAAAGAAUAAUAAGCAGGUUCUUGAUAAAUUGCAAGUGGAACGAGAAAGAGGAAUCACUGUUAAAGCUCAGACAGCUUCUCUUUUUUACAGUUGGGAAGGAAAGCAAUACCUUUUAAAUCUCAUUGAUACACCGGGCCAUGUUGAUUUUAGUUAUGAAGUAUCCAGGUCACUUUCUGCUUGUCAGGGCGUUCUACUUGUGGUUGAUGCAAAUGAGGGUGUUCAAGCCCAAACUGUAGCAAACUUCUUUCUUGCCUUUGAAGCACAGCUAUCAGUAAUUCCAGUUAUAAACAAGAUAGAUUUGAAGAAUGCUGAUCCUGAAAGGGUGGAAAAACAAAUUGAAAAAGUGUUUGAUAUUCCAAGUGCUGAAUGUAUUAAGAUUUCUGCUAAACUGGGAACAAAUGUUGAAAGUGUUCUUCAGGCAGUUAUUGAAAGAAUACCCCACCCUAAUGUGCAUCGCAAAAAUCCCUUGAGAGCUUUGGUAUUUGACUCCACCUUUGAUCAAUACAGAGGUGUAAUAGCCAAUGUAGCAUUAUUUGAUGGCAUGGUUUCUAAAGGAGAUAAAGUUGUGUCUGCACAUACGAAAAAGACAUAUGAAGUUAAUGAAGUAGGAAUUUUGAAUCCCAAUGAGCAGUCAACUCAAAAACUAUAUGCAGGACAGGUGGGCUAUCUGAUUGCUGGGAUGAAAGAUGUCACUGAAGCGCAAAUAGGAGACACAUUAUAUUUACAUAAACAACCAGUGGAGCCCUUGCCGGGGUUUAAAUCAGCGAAACCAAUGGUAUUUGCAGGAAUGUACCCCUCAGACCAGUCUGAAUAUAACAACCUGAAGAGUGCUAUAGAAAAACUGACUUUAAAUGAUUCCAGUGUGACAGUUCAUCGAGAUAGUAGCCUUGCUUUAGGUGCAGGCUGGAGGUUGGGAUUUCUGGGACUUUUGCACAUGGAAGUUUUCAACCAGCGAUUAGAGCAAGAAUAUAACACGUCUGUUAUUUUGACAACACCUACUGUUCCAUACAAAGCUGUCCUUUCAUCAGCAAAACUGAUAAAGGAGUACAGGGAAAAAGAAAUUACAAUCAUCAAUCCUGCACAAUUCCCUGAUAAAUCAAAAGUAGCUGAAUAUUUGGAGCCAGUUGUUUUGGGCACUAUUAUCACACCAGAUGAAUACACUGGAAAAAUAAUGAUGCUCUGUGAGGCUCGAAGAGCAAUUCAGAAAAGCAUGAUGUUUAUUGAUCAAAAUAGAGUUAUGCUUAAAUAUCUGUUUCCUUUGAAUGAAAUUGUGGUAGAUUUUUAUGAUUCUCUGAAGUCUCUAUCUUCUGGAUAUGCUAGUUUCGAUUACGAAGACGCAGGCUACCAGACUGCAGAACUUGUUAAAAUGGACAUUCUACUGAAUGGAAAUAUUGUAGAGGAACUAGUUACUGUUGUACACAAAGACAAGGCAUACUCAGUUGGCAAAGCCAUAUGUGAACGGCUGAAGGAUUCUCUUCCUAGGCAACUGUUUGAGAUAGCAAUUCAAGCUGCUCUUGGAAGUAAAAUUAUUGCAAGGGAAACUGCUCUGAACAACUGUAUCUUCCUUAGAGUGACUGAGGCCAGGAGAAAAGCACUCAAGCUGAACCAAUCGGAAUCUCUCUCUGGAUCGACAUGGUGACCAGGAUAGGAAGGAAGAAGGCGCAGAGAGCUGCGGCCUGGAUGACAGCACUGCCCAGAAAGGCUAAUGAGUUCCUCAUCCUGAGAUUUCAAGUACUCUGCUUCUUGAUUUCCACAGACUUGAUUGUUUCAACUCUUCCUCCAGUUUUGUAGGUUACCCUAGAAGCAUUCCAAUUAAUUUACUUUUGGUUCCACUAGCCAGUUCCUGUUAUUAACAAACCAAAGAAUCCAAGCAUGCAAUCAGAUCAGAAGGUUCAAGUUUUCUCUGGUGUCUGUUUCACUUUUUAAAAACAGAAAUACGUUACAAUAUUUUUAAAGUUAAUAAUUUAUAUUUUAUUUAUAAAAUGUCAUGUUUGUAUAUCUUACUGCUGGGUGUAAGUUAAGAAUUACAUGCUGCCCCUUACUGUGCUAUCCAGACUCUUGUCAUCAAGUGGAAAAGAACUUUUGGGAGUAUAUGUUAAAUAUGUCCUUUCUCUCUAUCAAAGAAAGGGACUUCUACUCUAAUUCCCUGGAAAAGUAAUAAUAGAUUUGUGUUCUUGGGCCCUUCUUAUUCUACUAUUUCCAAUUCAGAGAGAGGAGUGGAAAACCCCAUUCUGGUUUCCAUGCCAAACUGCAAUCUCUAUUCCAACUUUACCUUUAAUAAAGCUGACACUUUGAUCCCAUUUGGCACAGUUCUUAGGGCUUUUAUUAAACAAACCCUGGAACAAAAGAAGGGCAAGUAGUAAGACCCAAACACCAAGCCUUAUCUUAAAUAAUCCAAUGAUGAUAAGCCCAGAUCAACAAAUACAAGGAUUCAACAUGAUUCUGUCACAAGUGCACACCCAACUAUAGGGCAUCCCAAACACAAUGAGCUGCUCUUCUCUCCCUGAGCACAGGAAGAAUCACCUCACUCAGAUGGCACUAGAACAAGACAGACCCUGGGUUACCACCUGACCACGGUGAGGAUUUCAAGGGAGAAAGCAAGGAAACUCUCGAAAUGAUUUUUUUGACGGGUGGAGGACAGUGCAAGGGAAAGACAACUACAAGAAGCUUAAGACAAAUUGUUAAAAAAUG